AUGUGGGAAGUGGCAGAGGCGUUUGCCUCUGUUGACAUCAUCAAUUUUGGGGAAGAGGAGGUGAACACAGAGAAGCUGAUGGCCUUUGUGAACACGCUGAAUGGCAAGGACGGAACCGGAUCACACCUGGUGACAGUGCCCCCUGGACCCAGCUUGGCUGAUGCCCUCAUCAGUUCUCCUAUUCUAGCUGGUGAAGGCGGUGCCAUGCUGGGGCUCGAUGCCAGUGACUUCGAGUUUGGAGUAAACCCCAGUGCUGAUCCUGAGUUGGCUCUAGCUCUUCGUGUAUCUAUGGAAGAGCAGCGGCAGCGGCAGGAGGAAGAGGCACGGCGGGCUGCUGCAGCCUCUGCCGCCGAGGCUGGAAUUGCAACGUCUGGGACUGAAGGUGAAAGAGACUCGGACGACGCCCUCCUGAAGAUGACCAUCAGCCAGCAGGAGUUUGGCCGUGCUGGGCUUCCUGACCUAAGCAGCAUGACUGAGGAGGAGCAGAUCGCCUACGCCAUGCAGAUGUCGCUGCAGGGAAUAGAGUUCGGCCAAGCAGAGUCAGCUGACAUCGAUGCCAGCUCAGCCAUGGACACCUCUGAGCCUGUGAAGGAGGAGGAGGACUACGAUGUGAUGCAAGACCCAGAGUUCCUUCAGAGUGUCCUGGAGAUCCUUCCCGGCGUGGAUCCCAAAAACGAAGCCAUUCGGAACGCAAUGGGCUCUCUAGCCUCCCAGACCACCAAGGAUGGCAAGAAGGACAAGAAAGAGGAAGACAAGAAGUGAGCCUGGAGGGAGGGCUGGCUGAGUCUGCCCAGGGGACUGUGAAGACGGGGUUGCCUAUAGACCUAGAUGUGCUGUCUGCAGACUUUACAACCUGAAUAAAG
Messenger RNA from Chionomys nivalis (European snow vole), 863 nucleotides. Its product is annotated as 26S proteasome non-ATPase regulatory subunit 4-like. Lineage: Eukaryota; Metazoa; Chordata; Mammalia; Rodentia; Cricetidae. The record is from RefSeq and is a predicted model, not a curated record. Bases 1 to 762 code for a protein of 253 amino acids. Gene Ontology annotation, molecular function: polyubiquitin modification-dependent protein binding. Gene Ontology annotation, biological process: proteasome-mediated ubiquitin-dependent protein catabolic process. The transcript has 2 exons. Gene Ontology annotation, cellular component: proteasome regulatory particle, base subcomplex; cytosol; nucleus.